Lodderomyces pseudojiufengensis is the source of this 1185-nucleotide messenger RNA. RefSeq lists its product as uncharacterized. Lineage: Eukaryota; Fungi; Ascomycota; Pichiomycetes; Serinales; Debaryomycetaceae. The coding region runs from base 1 to 1185 and encodes 394 amino acids. The record is from RefSeq and is a predicted model, not a curated record. The transcript has a single exon.
AUGCUAAAACUAAAUGAAUACAUAGAGAAGCAAAGGAUUUACAAUGAUAUAAGUACUGGUGUAGAUAGCUUGGAUAAGCUACUACGACAAAGUCUACCAUUCAAAAACACAAUAUAUGAUUUUCAAUCCUCGCCCAAUUGUGAUGGAAUGUUUAUAGUUACUGCUUCAAUAAUAAUUUCACAUUUAAAGCGCGGUCGAAAAGUCAUUAUCAUUGAUACAGGUUGGAACAAAUUUUCAUCAUUCCAUUAUCUCAAAUAUCAUUCUAAAUAUGAAGAUACUUUCAAAAGCCAAAUAACGUAUUAUCGGAUUGAUACUUUUGCCAAACUAUAUUACAAAAUCUCACAGAUCAAAGAUCCAGACGUAUUAAUUAUUUUAAACGGAUUUCAACAAUCAAUUGAGUUUUAUAAAUUGGAAUUGUCUUUAACAUAUGAAGAGUAUAGGAAUAAACAUAGAUUGGAGCAAUAUCUCACAUUAAGAAACAAUAAGUUGAAUAAUUUGAAUGAAGCCAUACCACAAAUAUCAUCCUCAUCUCAGCUAUUCAAUGUAAGUCCCACAACUAAAUUUGAGAGUCAUUUGAACUCUUUCAUAGCGAAGCUCACACAACUAUGCAUAAAUCUUAAUGGCAUGGUCAUAAUGUGUGGAUUUUUGGAUACUAAAUUUAGACAAUUUAAGACAAUUUCCAGUCAAGAAAAUAUACCAUCAUCUCAAUUAUCGGCUCAAGGUAAAAACCGAGUGGUGUUAAGCCCUAGGAUCUUUCAUAAAUCUAUAGACUCAAGACUUAUAUUUUUUAAAGAUUGGUAUCAUAAAACACCUCAUUUUUUAAACAAUCAACCGAUCGAUGAUAAAAGAUCAAUAACUAUAAAUCAAUCGAUUUUGAGAUUUGUCAACGCGGUCAAAGUAGAAGUACGAGAUAAGUUAUUUGCGCCAGUUUACUUCGAUGUUGAUGAGGAAUUUUAUCAUGAAGAUGAGGAGGAUAAGGAAGAACUUGUAUUUGAUGAUAUUAUAGAUUUGUCGGAUUUAAAAAUUGCUCAAAAUGUUCCUCCGACGUCUUCACCACCUAUAGAUUCCACAGUUAUUAAUAUUACCGCCACUGAUGUAGUACAGGAUGAGAUACAAGAGGUCGAGGAGGUUAUAGAUGAAUCUGAAGAGGAACAAGUUCAAGAGAUAAGGAGCGCUACCAAUUAA